CCUCGACUUCCCCCAUCGUUCCGAACGGUCUUCUUUAAAUAUCGCCCGUUCUCUAAAGAGUUGCUUUGCCAAGUGCUCUUUAAAAUUUCGAAAUACUUCAAGCCUCGGUAGCCCACAAUCUACUGGUUAGGCUUUUGUUUACUUUUCUGAACCCCCUCCUCACCUUUCUGUCCCCCCUCCUCACCUUUCUGUCUCAGCUUUUCAAGCAGCAGACGAAGCCCAUCAACCCAUCCGAGCGAGCAAAUUCAAGCAAAAUGACGCUCUACUACAGUCUUGUCUUUGUUCUUCUCGUCCUCGAGAUGGGCGUCUUCAUGGGCCUGAUCGUGCCCCUCCCCUUUUCCGUCAGGCGCAAGCUUUUCACCUUCGUCUCGGAAAGCCCGGUAAUAGCGAAGUUGCAAUAUGGUCUGAGGAUCACAUUUAUCUUCAUCCUCAUUCUGUUCAUUGACAGCGUCAACCGGGUGUACCGGGUACAGCUGGAGGUGUCCGCCUUCUCGAAGGAGGGUGGAAAUGUGGGCAGAGGGGCCGCCCUCGGUACCGACCGCUCGGAAGUCCAAGCCCGCAAGUUCUACUCUCAGCGCAACAUGUACCUCUGUGGAUUCACUCUCUUCCUGUCUCUUAUCCUCAACCGCACCUACACCAUGAUCCUUGAGACCCUCCGCCUUGAGGACCGUGUUAAGCUUCUCGAGGGCAACAAGCAGUCUGGCGGCAAGGACUCAGCCCGUCUCGCACAGGCUGGUGACAUGGGCGAGAUUGGACGCCUGAAGAAGGAGCUUGAGGCCAAGGAGCGUGAUAUCGAGACUCUGAAGAAGCAGACUGAGGGCCUCACUCGGGAAUACCACAAUCUCGGUGACCAGGUUGCGGGCAGCAAGAGCGAAGGUUCCGGUGAGAAGAAGGAUCUGUAAACCUUCACUGUUGGCACGAUCUCAGACAGUGGGGCCUCUUGGUUGACGUUGACUGGCGACAUUAAUUGUUGUUCGAACAACGCAUGGAGAGGUCUCUGUCAUGGUCAAAAGACUAGACUAAGCCUAUCAGCUUUAUGUCUUUCGGAAUGUUGAUUCUCGGACCAUUUCAGUCCAUGCCGCGGUACUUUGAAAGAAAAUGUUUUGUUAUCGCCUAUUCUUGUACUUUGGUGCGAGGGGAGUUAUGAGUGCGUACAUAGGAUGCACAUAUUGUUGAUCAUUCGGUGGAAGCAUCCAAUAUCUAAAUUACUACUCUACGAAUAACGUUGUAUGCAGUCCGGAUUUCGAGUUUUUUGGGUCAUUUCAGUUAAAAGUGUUCUACCUAUCUAAACAACGCAGCCGCCAGCAGCUGCCAAAGUAUAUUAGACUUUUGUAGGUUAUAACAGUUGCCCAAUCGUGGCACUACUUCUCCCCUGAAACGUGGGAUCCUGUUAU
Messenger RNA from Aspergillus versicolor CBS 583.65, 1394 nucleotides. Its product is annotated as putative BAP31 domain protein. The record is from RefSeq and is a predicted model, not a curated record. Gene Ontology annotation, biological process: intracellular protein transport; endoplasmic reticulum to Golgi vesicle-mediated transport. Bases 255 to 902 code for a protein of 215 amino acids. Gene Ontology annotation, cellular component: endoplasmic reticulum membrane; endoplasmic reticulum. The transcript has 4 exons. NCBI's taxonomy places the organism in Eukaryota, Fungi, Ascomycota, Eurotiomycetes, Eurotiales, Aspergillaceae.